UCCAUUGUGCAAAAAAGGUUGCCACCACGGUCCACGGCUCCAUUUUUCUCUCUCUCUCUCUCUGUGAAGCAGAAAUGGAUAUCAGCGAGGAACUGAGGGCGGCUCACAAGCGAGAGUUCUUGGAGUUCUUGGAUCAAGAUGUAGGGAAGGGAAUAUACAUGGACGAGAUCAGGGCCAUGAUAAACCACAAGCGCCGCCGCCUCAUCGCCAACAUCUCCGAUCUCCACUCCUUUCGCGACUUGGGCACCAGGAUUCUCAAGAAUCCAAGUGAAUACAUGCAAUCCUUCUGUGAUGCGGUCACAGACGCUGCUAAAUCUAUUGAUCCCAAGUACUUGAAGGAAGGAGAGCACGUUCUUGUGGGGUUUGAAGGCCCUUUCGUAUCUCGCCGUAUCACACCAAGAGAACUUCUUUCUGAAUUCAUUGGCUCCAUGGUCUGCGUCGAGGGCAUUGUCACGAAAUGUUCUCUUGUAAGGCCAAAGGUUGUAAAAAGUAUUCACUUUUGCCCCACAACUGGAAACUUUACUAGUCGUGAAUAUCGAGACAUUGCAUCUAAUGUUGGUUUGCCCACCGGGUCUGUGUAUCCUACAAGGGAUGAAAAAGGCAACUUAUUGGUGACUGAGUAUGGAUUGUGCAAAUACAAAGAUCAUCAAACCUUGUCAAUGCAAGAAGUACCAGAGAAUUCUGCUCCUGGUCAGCUUCCACGAACAGUGGAUAUCAUAGUUGAGGAUGACCUGGUUGAUUCAUGCAAGCCUGGAGACCGUGUGGCUAUAGUAGGGAUAUAUAAAGCUCUUCCUGGUAACAGCAAGGGAGGUGUAAAUGGAGUAUUCAGGACUGUUCUCAUAGCUAACAAUGUUUCUCUGCUCAACAAAGAGGCAAAUGCACCAAUAUAUAGUCCUGAAGACUUAAAAAAUAUUAAAAAAAUAGCCGAGAGAGAUGAUGCAUUUGACCUACUUGGUAAUUCACUUGCACCCUCUAUAUAUGGGCAUUCAUGGAUAAAAAAAGCAGUGAUAUUAUUGAUGCUCAGUGGAGUGGAAAAGAACCUAAAGAAUGGUACCCACUUACGAGGAGACAUUAACAUGAUGAUGGUUGGUGAUCCCUCUGUUGCUAAGUCUCAACUUCUAAGAGCAAUUAUAAAUAUUGCACCCUUGGCCAUAUCAACUACUGGUCGGGGUUCUUCUGGUGUUGGCUUGACCGCUGCGGUUACUUCAGAUCAAGAAACAGGAGAAAGAAGGCUAGAAGCUGGUGCAAUGGUUCUUGCUGAUCGAGGUGUUGUCUGCAUUGAUGAAUUUGACAAGAUGAAUGAUCAAGAUCGUGUUGCUAUACAUGAAGUUAUGGAGCAGCAGACUGUAACUAUUGCCAAAGCUGGUAUUCAUGCAUCACUGAAUGCUCGAUGCAGUGUGGUGGCUGCCGCAAAUCCCAUAUAUGGAACUUAUGAUCGCUCAUUGACGCCAACGAAGAAUAUUGGACUCCCAGACUCCUUGCUUUCUCGUUUUGAUUUAUUGUUUAUAGUAUUGGAUCAAAUGGAUCCUGAUAUUGAUCGUCAAAUCUCAGAGCAUGUCUUGCGCAUGCACCGCUUUCGUUCUGCAAUUGAUGGAGGUGAAGCAACACUUGAUGGGAGCUCAAGAUAUGGAAGAGAAGAUGAAGCUGAUACUGACUCUGUCUUUGUCAAGUACCACCGAAUGCUGCAUGGGAAGAAAACAGAAAGGGGUCGAAAGCGUGAUACCCUUACCAUCAAGUUUCUUAAAAAGUACAUUCAUUAUGCAAAGCAUAGGAUACAGCCUGACCUGACUGAUGAGUCAUCUGAACAUAUUGCAACAGCAUAUGCAGAGCUUAGAAAUGCCAAUUCAAAUACAAAGACCGGAGGGACACUUCCUUUCACCGCAAGAACCUUGGAAACCAUAAUACGCCUCUCAACUGCUCAUGCCAAGUUGAAGUUGAGCAGAAAGGUUUCAAAGUCUGAUGUUGAAGCUGCCCUGAAAGUUCUGAAUUUUGCAAUCUAUCAUACGGAACUGACUGAAAUGGAUGAGCGUGAGCAAGAAAGGGAUAGAGAAUUAGAGAGAAAACGUAGAGUUGACCAUCAAUUUGGUGGAAAUGAUAGAGUCCCUCAUGUUGGUAAAAGAGAUAGACCUGACAGUGGCACUUCUGACAAAGAAGGUCCAACAGCGGAUGCUAUGGAAGUUGAUGACCCUCCUGCAGCCCAGUCUGCUGUUUCCCAGGAAAGAAUAGAAGCAUUUAAUUCUUUAUUUGGUCAGCAUAUGAGGGCAAACCGCUUGGAUCUCAUAUCCAUUGCAGACAUAGAGAAUGUCAUUAACUCUGUAUCGGUUGUCCGUUAUUCAAGGACAGAGAUCAUAUCCCUAUUAGAGAAACUUCAAGAUGAUAACAGAGUGAUGAUAGCUGACGGAAUGGUGCAUAUGAUAUCAUAAAUUGUAAUAAGACCAACCUCAAUUCCAAAAUUCAGGCAGGGAGAGUGGAAUUGGGCAGCCAGCAUGGUCAACACUUAUAGAGGAUAAACAUGGCAUGAAAGAGAUUCGUAUGAGGACCUGACGGAUUUCCUAGGUGUUAGCUGUGUCAAACUGAAACGUUAAGAAUGCAGUGGAAUUUCUUUGUAUCCUUACUUUUUUUCUUCUUAUUUUCUUAUUUUUUUUUUUUGAUUUAUGAAGUUACAAUGUCUAUAUUGGAAAGUAAUGAGAAAAUUUGGUACUUUUCCAUGCA
Alnus glutinosa is the source of this 2712-nucleotide messenger RNA. Its product is annotated as DNA replication licensing factor MCM3. Gene Ontology annotation, molecular function: single-stranded DNA binding; single-stranded DNA helicase activity; ATP binding. Bases 75 to 2423 code for a protein of 782 amino acids. Gene Ontology annotation, biological process: mitotic DNA replication initiation; DNA replication; double-strand break repair via break-induced replication. The transcript has 17 exons. NCBI's taxonomy places the organism in Eukaryota, Viridiplantae, Streptophyta, Magnoliopsida, Fagales, Betulaceae. Gene Ontology annotation, cellular component: nucleus; MCM complex. The record is from RefSeq and is a predicted model, not a curated record.